Cucumis melo (muskmelon) is the source of this 2998-nucleotide messenger RNA. RefSeq lists its product as uncharacterized. NCBI's taxonomy places the organism in Eukaryota, Viridiplantae, Streptophyta, Magnoliopsida, Cucurbitales, Cucurbitaceae. The record is from RefSeq and is a predicted model, not a curated record. The coding region runs from base 368 to 2854 and encodes 828 amino acids. The transcript is spliced from 13 exons.
AACUCAAUGGGUAAUUAGAAGGCAUCGACGACGUCUCACAUCUUAAGCCGCAGCGGCUGUGAGUGUCGCCGUUUGUUCAUCAUUCUCCCUCCUUUCUCUUUCUCCUCAUUCCCUGUGUUUCCCAGUGAAACUCUCUCAUCCAUUUUUCUGCAUCAAAGCCUAAACUAACUCGCCCGCCAUGAUGUAUCGCUUAAUGCUUACACGACCCAAAUAUUCAUUAGGGAUUUAAUUUUGCCUCUUCCUGCCACUGCCACUCGGAGUUGGAGGAGUCCCAGGUGAGCAGGUUUAUUUGGACCACUGGGGGUUGAAUUUGCUGCUGCUUCUCGGAUUAAAUCUGCUGAACGCCAUCACUCACUGACUCUUUGACAUGAGUGGCGCCCCGAAGAGGCCCCAUGAUGAUGGGGGUCACUCUUCAUCUUCCAAAUAUCCCCACGAUGAUUCCAGUCCCUAUCGCAAGAUUUCUUCCUCACUUCCAAUGCAGUAUCGUCCCUCUUUUGAGAUGGGUCAGGACACCCCAAUGUCCAAGAUACCCCGCACUGAAUCCCGUGAUGGAGAUAGAAGAUCCCCCCUGCACUCCAUUUUUCGAAUGCCCUCCUCUUCCAAUGAUCCUCAUGUAGAUCAUUCUGUAGCUCCCGAAAGCCGGCCGGAGCUGCGGGACUCCAAGGACGGUGGGGACAACAGAUUUGAGAAUCGAGAGUCAAGAGUGGAGCGUGAGCUUUUUGGUGAUGAAAGGAGGGAUUCUCAAGCUGUGAAGUUGGAGAAGGAGAUGAGAUACGAAGGCAGAAUGGAUGAUAUUAAGGAAAUGAAAUAUGAUAGAGAUAGUUAUAGUGAUUACAAGGGUGAAUUAAAGUCAGAAAAAGAGAUGUAUGGAUCAGCAACCAGUCACAUGAACUGGAAGGAAUCAAAAGAUUACCAUAGAGGGAAGAGGUAUCCUGAAACUUCAGUUGCAAGCUUGGAACCCUGGCAUGUUUCACGCACCAAUUCACAGAAUGCAGCUGAGGCUGUAAAAGAUGCCCUGACUACUGACGAGAAAGAUUAUGUCGAAACAAGGGAGGCUGUUGGAGAGAACAAAAUAGAUUCAAAAGGUGAGGAUAAAUUUAAAGAGAAGGACAGGAAAAGGAAAGAUACAAAGCAGCGGGAUUGGGGUGAUAAAGAUAAGGAAAGAAAUGAUCAUAGGAACAGUACUCAAGCAACAAACACUAAUGUUGAGCCCAAAGACUUGUCAAAGGAAGAGAGAGAUGCAGAAAGGUGGGAGAGGGACCGGAAAGAUACCUCCAAAGACAAGGAAAGGUCUCGCGAAAGGGACAAAGACCAUGCUGCUAAGAGGGAAUCAUGGAAUGGGAUGGAUAAGGAGACUGCACAUCUUGAAAAGGAGUCAGGUGAAGUGUCUGCGAGAGUGUUAGAGCAGGACAAUCCAAUAUCAGAUCAGAAAAAGCAAAAGGAAUUUGAUAGCUGGAAAAAUGCUGAUAGAGAGGGUAGAGACAGGAAGAAAGAGAGGGAUGCAGACAUUGAAGGAGAUCGACCAGAAAAACGUAGUAGAUGUCUCGAAAAAGAGUCAGAUGAGGGAUGUGCAGAUGUUGAAGGGACUUUAGACAGGGAUAGAGAAGUUUAUAAUUAUGGUGUUCAACACCGAAGAAGGAUGCAACGUUCAAGGGGAAGCCCUCAAGUAGCAAAUAGAGAACCUCGCUUCAGAUCUCGUGCUCAAGAUAACGAAGGAUUACAAGGAAAACCUGAAGUCUCAUCUGUGGUCUACAAAGUCGGUGAGUGCAUGCAAGAACUAAUAAAGUUGUGGAAGGAACAUGAAUUGUCACAGAUAGAUAAAAAUGGUGAGAGCUCACAGAAUAUCCCCACUCUGGAAAUUCGAAUACCAGCUGAACAUGUUAUUGCUACAAAUCGGCAGGUCAGGGGUGGACAGCUGUGGGGAACAGAUGUGUACACAUACGAUUCAGAUCUUGUUGCUGUUCUCAUGCAUACAGGCUACUGUCGACUUACAGCUUCUCCACCUCCACCUGCAAUCCAGGAGUUGCGUGCAACCAUCAGAGUAUUACCCCCGCAAGAUUGUUACAUUUCUACACUUCGAAAUAACGUUCGAUCUCGUGCUUGGGGAGCUGCUAUUGGUUGUAGCUAUUGUGUUGAGAGAUGCUGCAUUGUGAAGGAGUUCAGUUGCUCGUCAGCAGGAUGUUCGGUUGAUGAUCGAGGAGUUCCUUCUCCUAAAGAGAAAGGAGGUGGAGCCAUUGACCUGGAGCCGUGUCUUACACAUACAUCUGCAGUUGAGCCCACCCUUGCUCCUGUGGCUGUUGAGCGGACCAUGACUACAAGGGCUGCAGCCUCUAAUGCAUUGCGUCAACAGAGGUUUGUAAGAGAAGUUACAAUUCAGUACAACCUUUGCAAUGAACCAUGGAUUAAAUACAGUAUAAGUAUUGUUGCGGACAAAGGUCUAAAGAAGCCCCUCUACACAUCUGCACGGUUGAAGAAGGGAGAAGUUUUAUAUCUUGAAACACAUUCGUGCAGGUAUGAACUCUGCUUUUCCGGAGAGAAGAUGGUGAAAACCAUUGCAUCAUCUCAAGGGCAUGAAACUGAAGCCGAGAAAUCACAGAAUCACUUUGUACACUGCCCAAAUGGUGAAAGAACUGAUAACGAUAAUACUUUGAUUGAUGUGUUUCGAUGGUCUCGCUGUAAGAAGCCACUGCCUCAGAAGGUUAUGCGUUCUGUUGGUAUCCCACUGCCUUCUGAACACGUAGAGGUACUCGAGGAUAAUUUGGACUGGGAAGAUGUACAGUGGUCACAGACUGGCGUUUGGAUAGCUGGGAAAGAAUAUCAACUUGCUCGUGUGCAUUUCUUAUCCAUGAAUUAGUUCCAUUUUUAUGUUCAUCUUGUAACUUUUAGAUGUAUGAGAAUAUGUAUUUCAUAAUCAUAUUUCAGAGUAAGAAGAGAUAUUACAGUAGUGUGCAAAUUUUUAUUAGUUGAUAAUAUUGGAUGUGGAAACUUGAUUCUUUGA